AUGGAGAGCAAAUGGAGUGGCUGGGUGCUGCUGAUCCUUUCUGUGUGCCUGGGCUCCUACCAAGCUGGGGCCAGCCCCCUCCAUGAGUGCAGCGCACGGCCGGAGGAUUGGUGCCGCGAUGUGGUGACAGCGGCCAAGUGUGGGACACUGGAGCUCUGCCGGAUCACCGUCUGGGACCAGGCCCUGGGGCAGAAGGGGAUCCCCUGUCACCUAUGUCAGAUGGCAGUCUCUGUGGUAGGCAAGAUUCUGCAGGACAACCGCACUGAGGAAAAGCUGCGGCUCUUCUUGGAUAAGAAAUGCCAGUACCUGCCCUUCCAGGACUGGUCUGUGAAGUGCAAGAGGAUGGUGGACACCGGUAUCCUUAUCCUUGUCCAGCUGGGCAAGCAAGUGCUGUCGGACCCAAAAGUGGUGUGUGGGACCAUCAAGCUGUGCCAGCCCCGGGAGAGCCCCACAGGGGCCCUGAAGUUUCAGGAGCCACCGCCAGCCCCUGCGCACCCUGCUCAGGACUUUGCUGACUUGGUCACCCCCUUCAUCGCCAACGUGCCCCUCCUGCUCCAUCCCCAGGACCUGCCCCGUGGUGAGGCCCAGGAAGAAGUGUGCGAGGAAUGCCUGCAGCUGGUGGCCACUGUGCAUCUGGAGCUGGGGACCAACACCGCCUUCACUCAGGCACUGGUGGCCCGCACCGAGUGGGCAUGUGAGGGCCUGGCACCCGACCUGGCACAGCAGUGCAAGCACUACCUGGCUGAGUACAUGGACACGGCUGUCCAGCUGCUCCGGUAUAUGCUGGCUGAGGACCCCAUGGAGCUGUGUGGCCAGCUGGGACUCUGCUCCUCCUCCUCAGUGCUGCCCCUCCACACACUGCUCACAGAGAAGAUGGUGCAGGUCCUGAGCACGCUGUGGGACAGGGAGGGGACCACACCGCUGUGUGAGAUGUGCCAGUUCGCUGUGAAGGCGGCCGAGAGCCUCCUGGAGAACAACGUGACGGAGGAGCAGCUGGUGAACGACAUUGAGAAGGUGUGCUACAUGCUGCCC
This is a messenger RNA of Nestor notabilis (Kea), 1032 nucleotides long. Its product is annotated as proactivator polypeptide-like. Gene Ontology annotation, biological process: sphingolipid metabolic process. The transcript is spliced from 11 exons. The annotation marks the transcript as partial. NCBI's taxonomy places the organism in Eukaryota, Metazoa, Chordata, Aves, Psittaciformes, Psittacidae. The record is from RefSeq and is a predicted model, not a curated record. Gene Ontology annotation, cellular component: lysosome.